GACAAUGAAGGGUUGGACUGAGAAACAGUACCCUGUAUUGUAACAGAAAUGAGGAAAAGAGGUAGUGGGUAACAGAGAACUUUGUCCUGCUCAUAGAUCCCCCAAGAAUCCCUGUCCCCUCCCCCCAACCUCCUGCCAGAAUGUUGGGUUCAAAGCAUGAGCAGAUUAACGGAUAUCAGGGAGUUCUGUGGCCUGGACUGAGGAUGAGGAUAAUUUGUUAGAGUUAAAGUACUGGCUGAAUCAUUACAGACUUUCUGCUUGGUAUAUGUCUCUGUGAGGAUAAAGAGAAUUUAGACAAGGAACAUUAAAGCUGUUGUCGUUUGAACGAAGUCAUACAGUAAGGCAACAACCGAAGAUCAAGAGGGAAGCAAGAGUAUAGAGACAGCCUCAAAGUCCGAAAGACUGAGUUGGGAAGCAGUCACUCAUAAGGGAGCCAGAUUAGAUUUCAAUCUCCAAGGUUCAGCAUGCCAGGAAAAGCUGUUGCUGAUGGACACAGACCCUGUACCAUCAACUGAUUCACUAGGGCCAUGUCAGUGGCCACCUCUGUGAGAGAUUCUGCCUCUACACGGCCAUCUCUAUGGAAAAACCAAGUGGCCUUAAAAAAGGGUAAGAUAAAGUUUCAGACUUGGGCUCAGCAGAAGAGGAACUUAAGGCUGGGGCCAGUGCCAGGAUCUUCAUGUAUCCGUUUGGGAAUUGUGAUACUGUUGGUUUUUCUGCCAAGUAUGUACUGUGACCUGGGAUCAGUAUAUUAUACUUUCUAUGAAAUAAUUAUCCCCAAGUGGCUGAUAGUUCAGGAAAGGGAUGGCCAAGAGAAAAAUAUAUCCUACAUGAUAUUUAUGCAGGGCCAGAAACAGCUGAUUCACCUGAAAGUGAAGACAGACUAUUUUAUCAAGAACUUUCCAGUCUUCAGCUACCACAAUGGCAUCCGGGGACAAGAAAUGCCUUUCAUCUCACAUGGCUGUCACUAUGAAGGCUACAUAGAAGGAGUCCCGGGUUCUUUUGUUUCUGUCAACACCUGUUCAGGCCUCAGGGGCAUCCUGAUUAAGGAGGGAAAAUCCUAUGGCAUUGAGCCCAUGGACUCUUCAAAACGGUUUGAACAUGUGUUGUACACCAUGGCCCAUCAAGCUCCAGUCUCCUGCAGUGUCACUGCCCAAGACAGCCCAGUGGUGUCCGCCAGCCGACAACAAGGGAGCAGGAAGCCUGGCGGUCUACGGGAGCUGUCCUACUUGUGGUCACUCACCAAGUACGUGGAGAUGUUUGUUGUGGUCAACAACCAGCGGUUCCAAAUGUGGGGCAGUAACGUCAAUGUGACGGUCCAGAGAGUGAUGGACAUCAUUGCCCUGGCCAACAGCUUCACUAGGGCAAUAAACACAGAGGUGGUGCUGGCUGGAAUGGAGAUUUGGACCGAGGGGGACCUCAUAGAGGUCCCAGUGGACCUGCAAGUUACAUUGGGGAAUUUCAACAGCUGGAGACAAGAGAAGCUCCUCCAUCGUGUGAAGCAUGAUGUUGCCCACAUGAUUGUCGGACAGCAUCCUGAGCAGGGUAUGGGACAGGCAUUUCUCAAUGGUGCCUGUUCCAGUGGUUUUGCAGCAGCUGUUGAAUCCUUCCCUCAUGAAGACGUCCUCCUGUUUGCAGCGCUCAUGGUCCAUGAGCUUGGGCACAACUUGGGUAUUCGGCACGACCACUCAGCCUGCACUUGUAAAGACAAACACCUCUGCCUCAUGCGUGACAAUAUCACUAAAGAAAGUGGCUUCAGCAACUGUAGCUCUGACGACUUCUACCAGUUCCUCCAGGAACACAGAGGGGCCUGCCUAUUUAACAACCCUCAGCGGCACAAAGGCCGCUUGCGUAGGGAUUCCUACUGUGGAAAUGGUGUGGUGGAGGGUGAGGAGCAGUGUGACUGUGGUUCUGCCUGUUACACUGACCCGUGCUGUGACCAAACAUGUAGCCUGAAGGGGAGUGCAGAAUGUAGUGAUGGACUCUGCUGUUUUGGUUGCCGAUUGAGAAAUAAGGGAUUCGUGUGCCGUUCUGCUUCGGGAGAGUGUGACCUCCCAGAGUAUUGUGAUGGUAUCUCUGAAGAGUGCCCCACGGACACCUAUAAGCAAGAUGGGAUGGCCUGCGGUAGACUGUACUACUGUGUUGGGGGUCAAUGCAGAAACCCUGAUAAACAAUGCAUGGCUAUGUAUGGGGACACUGCACGGUCUGCCCCAGAAAACUGUUACAUUUCAAUAAACAGCAAAGGGGAUCGGUUUGGAAACUGUGGCCGUCCCACCUCGGCAAUGUCAAGAUAUGUUAAGUGUUUUGAUGAUAAUAUAUUUUGUGGGAAAAUUAUAUGUACAAAUAUUAGACGGGUCCCAGCCAUCAAACCCCAUCACACACUGAUCCAGAUUCCUUAUGAAGGUGACUUCUGCUGGAGCUUGGAUGUCUAUAACAUUACUGAUAUCCCUGAUGAGGGAGAUGUGCACUCUGGCACUGCUUGUGCCCCAAACAAAGUCUGCGUGGAUUACUCCUGCACCGAUCAUGCUGUGCUCAACUAUGACUGCAAACCUGCAGAAAUGUGCAACGGGAGAGGAGUCUGUAACAAUUUAAGGCACUGCCACUGUGAGGCUGGCUAUGCACCCCCCGACUGCAGAACCCCAGGAAAUGGGGGUAGUGUUGACAGUGGUUCCCCUACGAAACCAACUGAUGAAAAUCUAAGUGCAGGUGAAGAUGGCCGUCCUGCUAAACGUAAGACUGAAUUUCAAAAUCUUGGCCUUGUAAUUUUCAUACUCCCUACAUUUCUUUUACUAUUAUUGAUAUUAUUAAUAUGUUGCAUUAGUCUUAAUGCUGGAAUUGAGUCAGUAGAGACUCCAGGGGCCUCCACAACAUUGAGUUCAGAGCAUACCACUAUUGAAUCAGAGAUGUUCCUAUCAGAGGAGGCAGUCACAGAGGAGGGCCUCCCGCCCGAGGAAGACCUCCCACCCGAGGAAGGCCCCCCACCCGAGGAAGGCCCCCCACCAGAGGAGCCCCUCCCACCGGAAGAAGCCCCCCCACCAGAGGAACCUCCGCCACCAGAGGAGCCACCACCACCAGAGGAGCCUCCCCCACCCGAGGAGCCUCCGCCACCGGCAGCGCCCCCUCCACCGGAGGAGCCCCCCCCACCGGAGGAGCCCCCCCCACCAGAGGAGCCCCCCCCACCAGAGGAGCCCCCUCCACCGGCGGAGCCCCCCCCACCAGAGGAGCCCCCCCCACCAGAGGAGCCCCCCCCACCGGAGGAGCCCCCCCCACCGGAGGAGCCCCCCCCACCGGAGGAGCCCCCUCCACCAGAGUCAUAAGCGAUGGUAGCAAUUGAAGCACAGAAAUAACCAAAGGCAGAAGAGUAGUUGAAGAAGCCAAAUAACAUCAAAUACCUCAAGUACUGAGUAGGAAUGGAAGGCUUAGAAAGGCAAAGAGAAAAAGUGAGAAUUGAUGGCUCUAGUGGCGCUGAUGGGACUGUAUAGUCUACAGAAACACUAUGUAGGAAGAAAACUCCUGCUUUCAAUAUUUACUUUAGUAAUUUGACUAUAUAUUCAUAUAUGAAAUGGUACAUGAAAUAUUCUGUAUUUUUGCUUUUUCCCACUUCAUGAAACUAAGUUUUUCUCAUGGAUCAUUGCUAGUUGUUUCAUUUAGGCCACUUUUUGACCUGAAAUUUUUUUUCAGGGCGUUCCAUCUUCCAUCUACAUUGUUUGACAUAUGUAUUAUCUGUACCUAUAUUACUGGAUUAUUCAAACCAGUGACAACAAUGCAUUAUUUUAGGAACAUUAUCUAUUGAGUACUCUGAUUUGCCCUAACCAUUUCUAUUCAUGAAAGAGGUAAUUUAAAAUAAAGAAAUAAGUAAAUAAAUACAAGGUUAUUUUCAG
Molecule: messenger RNA, 3878 nt
Organism: Eptesicus fuscus (big brown bat)
Lineage: Eukaryota; Metazoa; Chordata; Mammalia; Chiroptera; Vespertilionidae
Product: disintegrin and metalloproteinase domain-containing protein 1-like
Exons: 1
Coding region: 528-3314 (928 amino acids)
Biological process (GO): male gonad development; binding of sperm to zona pellucida; proteolysis
Cellular component (GO): external side of plasma membrane; plasma membrane; sperm head plasma membrane
Molecular function (GO): metalloendopeptidase activity
Source: RefSeq, a predicted model, not a curated record